Fraxinus pennsylvanica is the source of this 1572-nucleotide messenger RNA. NCBI's taxonomy places the organism in Eukaryota, Viridiplantae, Streptophyta, Magnoliopsida, Lamiales, Oleaceae. The record is from the annotation of a GenBank genome assembly.
AUGGAGCGUAAUACAGGGAUGCUGAGAUUUCUGAGAAAUUUUCUUGUGCGUCUGAUUCUAUUUUCUAUUAGUAUGGUUGCUAUUGGAUUCGCUUACCUUAUAACUCUCCGGGGAGAAUCCUGUGACCUCGGCGAUUUCUGCUUCUUCUCCGUGCCGGAAAAUAUCAAUGUUGUGACAGGCGUUGGCCAGCUUAGUAAACCAUCGUCUGCAAUCAUCUCCGCAGGCGGAAAAUCGGCUCCGGCGACUCCCCUGAAGCUUCCGGGUCUCUGGACCACCGAUGAAUUUCAAAAAGGCGUGCGGUUCCACUCCUCUAUCUUCCAAGAUCUGAUUUCGGACGGCGUAUUGAGUACCAAUUUUAAGGUCCUCUGCGUCGAUACACAGAUGGGAUCAGAUGUUUUUGCAUUGAAAGAUAUUGGAGUUGAGGAUUCGAUUGGAAUAUUCAAGAAAGCUUCCAAGCCUUUGGUGAUUGCAGGGCAAGGCUUCAAGCAGCCUUUCAAUGAUGAGACUUUUGAUUUUCUGUUUUCCGGCAGUGGACUUUUUGAGAAAUCAGCAAGGCCGGGGGAUCUUGCAGCGGAGAUUGAUCGGACAUUGAAGCCCGAAGGGUUUCUGGUGGUCCACACAGGGUCGACAGAUGAAUAUAGUUUCAAUUCCUUUCUAGCUUUGUUUAACUAUUGUAAAUUGGUGAAGAGUAGGGAAAUUCACGGGUUCGAUCCAGAGAUGCCGUUAAUUCGCGAAAUUGUUAUGCAAAAGAUCAGUGGGGGAUAUAGACAACAAAUUCUUGGCCUGCAGGAGGAGAAUACCGGUGCCAACUCCAUGAAUAAAUGCUCUGUUCCGGGGUAUAAACUGGAAUUGAUUCAGAAAGCUGAGCCUCUGAUAGAUGAAGAGCCAAAAAAACCAUGGAUUACAUUGAAGAAGAAUAUACAGAAUAUAAAGUAUUUGCCUUCAAUGGCUGAUAUAAGUUUUAAGCAGAGGUACGUGUAUGUUGAUGUUGGAGCUAGAAGCUAUGGAUCAAGCAUUGUGAGUUGGUUUAAAAAGCAAUAUCCGAAGCAAAAUAAGACGUUUGAAAUAUAUGCAAUCGAGGCCGAUAGGAUUUUCCAUAAACAGUAUGAGUACAAGAAAGGGGUCACAUUGUUGCCCUAUGCGGCUUGGGUGAGGAAUGAGAGCUUGUUCUUCGAGAUUAAUCAAGGCCCAGGGAAUAAAAACACAGAGAAAGGUAGAGGGAUGGGCAGGAUUCGACCAGUUCAGUCUUCGGGUGGUUAUGUAUCCACUGGUGAUGUGGAUGAGAUUCCAGGAUUUGAUUUCGCUGAAUGGUUGAAGAAAACAGUGUCGGAGAGGGACUAUGUGGUGAUGAAGAUGGACAUUGAAGGAACUGAAUUCGAUCUUAUUCCAAGGUUGUUUGAGACUGGAGCAAUAUGCUUGAUCGACGAAAUCUUUCUUGAAUGCCAUUACAAUAGAUGGCAGAAAUGCUGCCCGGGUGAGAGGAGCAGCAAGUAUCAGAAAACAUAUGGGCAAUGCUUGGAUUUGUUUAAUUCCCUUAGAGCAAGCGGAGUUUUGGUGCAUCAGUGGUGGUGA